AGCUCUUAUCACUCCGCAUCUAUAAAGACAAAGAACUACCCCCAAGUGCCCCUCGCCCCCCUCUAUUACCGGCUUGCACCGGAACCUUACCAGGAUAAAACUGGAGCAGACUCGAGUUGCUUUCUUUCUUUAGUCGUUUCGCCCCAGUCAGACCCUUCCAUUCCGAGAGCAUCAUUUGUCAAAUCGCACGACUUAUCUUAACUAAGCAAUCUUCAACUCGACGACUGAUUUACGACUUGACGAUUUUUAUAUUCCAACGACCGGCCAUUACACUCCAAUCGAGCAGCCACUUCCUCUCUACGCACUCUCGAGUCUAUCGCAUCAAACAGAAAAGCAAGCGCCACGUGAUCCCGCAUCUCGUCGAACCAGUGAUUUGAUGCCCCGUCACAUCCUUUCGCCUUCAAACUUCACCGCUUGCCCUCCUCAUCUAUCUCAUGCAAACCAUGUUGGAUCCGGGUCAUCUUCCAGCAUGGCACACCAUCAUUCCUUUUCGCCGCGGCUGAGUCCCGCUCUUGCUUCUACCUCGUCUCUCCACGAUAUGGCCCGCAACCGAAAACUCCGCCUUCUCGUCGCCGCCACUGGACCCCGCGAUACGUCUUGGGCGCAAGCACUUGUUGUGCGCCUCUCGAAAAAUCCACAGAUUGAAGCGCGAGCGAUCGUCGACGAUGUAGUCCCGCGAUUGACACAAACGAUAAUUGUUAUGCAGAACCGGGGAUUGGCUAUGGGAGCAGGUGAUCGGGCCGACGAUAUCGAAUUCUAUCGGCAACAAGCAUUCGAACUAGUAGAGUGGGCAGAUCUGAUGGUCUGCGUGCCGCUUGAUGCAGACAGCAUCGCAAAGAUGCUGGCAGGCGUUACAGAUACAUUCCUCGGCGAAGUACUCAGAGGAUGGGAUACACAAAAGAGCAUUGUCUUGGUCCCCGGCAUGAGCACACAUAUGUGGUCAAACCCAAUGACCAAGAAGCACAUGAGUAAAUUGCAUCGGAAAUGGAACUGGAUACGUGUGGUGACGCCGAUAUUAUGGCAUUACGAAGGAUCGCCAAACCCUAAGCGAGUACCCAACUGGAACGGCUUUAACGAAGUGCUGGGCAUUAUAAAGAACCAAGCCGACUUGCUGGGAUUGGGGAGAGAUGUUGAGGUUGCCACCGCAAUGGCAAUGACUGAUAGUGCGGACGUAACAGUCCAAUCUAAGCUACCGCCGGAAAUUUGGACCAUCAUCCUUGAUUAUGCUGGAGACUGGGAACUUGCGAAGGCUCUGGGAAUGUACACCAACCUACCGAUGCCCUCACCAUGGACAAGUCAGCCCAGAGACCGUAACGAUCCGUUGAAGGUGUACGAGCACGAGCUUGAGUGGACAGUGCUGACAUGCAACUCCGCGGCGAUAUGCAAAAAGAUAUCGCAAUCUCCACCAGAAUUCAACGAUAUAUCAGCACUGGUUAUUAAACUAGUGAUCAAAUUUGGUCUUAUUGAUGUGUUGGCUUAUAUGGAAGCCAACCGACCUGAUCUUUUUAAAGCAUUUGACGGAACGACGUUACCAACCAAAGCCUCUGCUUAUUAUCCACGCACUGAUGUGCUGGACUAUUGGAAACAGAGCGCUUGGUUCAGAGACCGUCAUGUAUAUGACGCAGAAGCUGUCGACGGUGCCUCCAAGUUUGGGCAUGUUCGUGUUUUAGAUUGGUGGUGGCGUCGGUCUGGAUUGAACAUGCGUUAUACAGAGUCUGCAUUGGAGCAAGCUAGCGGAAAUGGACAUCUCUUGGUUCUCGAGUGGUGGCGCGAUGCAGCAGCACAGGACGACAAGGUCGUUCUACGACCGGGCCGGUCACUAUUAUGGGCAACACAGCAUGGACAAGCUGAUGUGUUGCGGUGGUGGGACGCUUCAGGUAUCCCUGCUGCUCAUGGUGACAGCGUCGCCAAGAUGGCAAGCCGCUGGGGCCAAGUCGAGGUCUUGGAAACUUGGAGACGGCUGAAAGGAGAUGACAAGCUCGUGUUUGACGCCGAGGUUCUCGUUUCACCGACCAUAUUCAAGCACUUGGCGGUGCUUGAGUGGUGGCGUAACUUUGCUCAUGGAGAGCUCGAGGGCAUGGAGGGUCGAAAGCAGAUGGUAGAAUUCCGGACGUGCAACAUCGAAGAGGCUCUUGAGGACAGCAUAGGAGAUCAGAGCGCAGUUCGACGAUGGUGGACACAGAACGGGUUGAACCUAGGACUGCGAGACGAAGAGUGGCUCAAGACACGGUAUCUUUAGAGCACACCUAGACCGCUGAGACUCAUACGGCCACGACUACGCCACAACUCAAAGAUGGAGACCAGCCCCGGUUCCGGUGCAUUGGGUUCAGCAUAGGUGUGGCAGUUUGGAUCCUUGUAUGGCAUUAAAUGCAUGUGCCGCAUGGUAGAGUAGGAUCACUGGAGGUGCCGGCUAGUGCUAGCAUCGGGUAAUGGCGAUCAUGUUGACGUUCCUGGCAUUGGUACAUAUCUUGGAGCGCAGGCGUCAUUUGAGAUUGAUUGAGGAGUCUCUUGUUGAGACUGGUUUCUGUUAUUCAGGCAUACGGAGCGUUUCUUUUGAUAGGAAAAGGGAGGGUAUGGGAUAUAGGUUUGGGAAGACAUGAAAGCGCGAACUGGUAACAAAAUAUCAAAAGUUACGUUUGUGCAAUUUGGUCAGAGUACAUUUAAUGUAAAGUUUCGUGAUACAAACAUAUCAUCUCUUUGAGUAUUUUCAGCAGGGGGGCAUCUGUUGAUCAUAAGAGCAUCGAUCACACUGAG
This is a messenger RNA of Fusarium verticillioides 7600, 2754 nucleotides long. RefSeq lists its product as hypothetical. Gene Ontology annotation, molecular function: phosphopantothenoylcysteine decarboxylase activity; FMN binding. The coding region runs from base 377 to 2239 and encodes 620 amino acids. NCBI's taxonomy places the organism in Eukaryota, Fungi, Ascomycota, Sordariomycetes, Hypocreales, Nectriaceae. The transcript has a single exon. Gene Ontology annotation, biological process: coenzyme A biosynthetic process. Gene Ontology annotation, cellular component: phosphopantothenoylcysteine decarboxylase complex. The record is from RefSeq and is a predicted model, not a curated record.